Messenger RNA from Malania oleifera, 1815 nucleotides. Its product is annotated as geraniol 8-hydroxylase-like. The record is from RefSeq and is a predicted model, not a curated record. The transcript is spliced from 2 exons. The coding region runs from base 66 to 1595 and encodes 509 amino acids. Lineage: Eukaryota; Viridiplantae; Streptophyta; Magnoliopsida; Santalales; Ximeniaceae. Gene Ontology annotation, molecular function: oxidoreductase activity, acting on paired donors, with incorporation or reduction of molecular oxygen; iron ion binding; monooxygenase activity.
CCCUCAACUCGUGCCCUUUACAAACUCGACGCUCCCUCCUCCUCCUCUCUCUCUCUACCGAGAGAAUGGAUCUCCAAGUACUGCUCCAAAUCUCUGUCUUCUGCGUGUCUCUAUUUCUGUUCUUCAAAAAGGCGCCGUUUCUCCAGCGCCGCCGCUCCUGCUCCGCCAGUACUGGAAAACUGCCGCCGGGGCCCGCCGGCCUCCCCAUAAUCGGAAACCUCCACCAGCUGGGGUCCCAACCCCAUCAAACCCUAGCUAGGAUGGCCAAGCUCCAUGGCCAUCUCUUCACCCUCCAACUUGGCUCCAUCACCACCGUCGUCUCCUCCUCCCCCGAGACUGCCCAUCAAAUCCUCCACAAAUACGACCAGGCCUUCUCCAACCGCCCAGUCCGCGACGCCGUUGCCUCCCAGCCCGACGUGGAGGGCACCCUCGCCUGGGUCCCUGGCGACCACCGCUGGCGCAACCGCCGCCGCAUCUGCACCACACAGAUGUUCAGCCCCCAGCGACUGGACUUCCUGCAGCACCUCCGCCACGAGAAGGUGGGGCACCUGGUGGCCCACAUCCGGAAGGCGGCGGCGGCGGGGGCGGCUGUGGACGUGGGGCAGCUGGCGUUCGCGACGUCCCUGAACCUGAUAUCGAGAACCAUAUUCUCGAUAGACGUGGUGGACUCGGCGUUCGAGUCGGCGGGGGAGUUCAAGGAGUUGGUGUGGAGGAUAAUGGAGAUAUCGGGACAGCCCAACUUAUCGGACUAUUUUCCGGUGCUCCGGUGGUUGGACGUGCAGGGGAUGAGGCAGAGGAUACAGCCUUCCUUCCGGCGGAUGCAUGAGAUCUUUGAUGGCAUCAUCGGGGAACGUGUGAAGGCUAGAGACGCCGAUCGGGCGAACAGGAAAGGUGAUUUCUUGGAUGUGUUGCUGGAUCAGUGCCAAGAACAGGGCUCUGAUUUAAACGUUCGGACCAUCAAGCCUUUGAUACUGGAUUUAUUCAUCGCCGGAAGCGACACAUCUGCCAUAACCACGGAGUGGGCGAUGGCCGAACUCCUGCGCAAGCCGGAAACGCUGCAAAAUGCACGGAAAGAACUCAUCGACACAAUCGGCACCGACCGAUCCGUACUGGAAUCAGACAUCGAACGCCUCCCCUAUCUCCAAGCCGUCGUGAAGGAGACGAUGCGCCUCCACCCCGCCGCCCCCCUUCUCCUGCCCUAUAUUGCCGGAAACGACGUCGAAGUCUGCGGCUUUACCAUUCCCAAGGGCAGCCAGGUCCUGGUGAACGCGUGGGCCAUUGCCAGAGACCCCUCCUGCUGGAAGGAUCCGACGUCGUUUUGCCCCGAGAGAUUCUUGGACUCCAGCCUGGAUUACAAGGGUCACGAUUUCGAGUACAUACCCUUCGGGGCAGGGCGGAGGAUCUGCCCUGGACUCCCUCUGGGUGUAAGAAUGGUGAACUUGGAGUUGGCUUCGCUCAUCCACUCCUUCCAUUGGGAACUUCCCAAGGGAACCACGCCGGAGAGCUUGGACAUGCAGGAGCAGUUUGGCAUCACCUUGAAGAAAGCUGUUCCUCUCUCUGCUAUUCCCUCUGUCAGAGUUGGAUCCCACUGUUAAUUAGUUGCUUCAUCUAACCCCUGCAUAUGUUACACGUCAUCUUUGUUUUUGGAAUUACAAUGAUCAUAUUAAUUUAUGGCACUAGAUGUUGGAUAUGCAUUUCAUUUUUCUUUUCUUCUGUUGUUUUUGAAAGCAGCUGAUCUUUUGGGGGUUGCAGAUGGUCGUAUACCAAAUAAAAAAGUACGUAUGCUUGUUUUUACCCAAUAAAAAAAAUUUAUGC